Molecule: messenger RNA, 2410 nt
Organism: Anopheles stephensi (Asian malaria mosquito)
Lineage: Eukaryota; Metazoa; Arthropoda; Insecta; Diptera; Culicidae
Product: pickpocket protein 28-like
Exons: 4
Coding region: 139-1938 (599 amino acids)
Biological process (GO): sodium ion transmembrane transport
Cellular component (GO): membrane
Molecular function (GO): ligand-gated sodium channel activity
Source: RefSeq, a predicted model, not a curated record
UUUUAUGCAAAAAUCAACCCGUACAACUCGCCCAGGGGACUACAUCUCCCCGUAUAAUGUUUACUGCCGCAAAAUAAUUGUUACCUGUUAAGGCUAUCCCCAUGGUACGCGGAAGGACAUCACGAUACAGACGGACGAAUGAAAGGACUUGCAGCGAAUCGAUACAGAUACAGAAGGCUGGUUAGUUUACUCGUAGCAUUACACCGGUGCAAGUGUUCCGUGCGUGUUCCAAGCGUCCCGAUGAAAAUGGGCCCCGGCCAACGAAGCCGUCGAUCCGUCCGGGCGGAAGUGUUCCAAGAGUACUGUGCCAACAGUUCCGUCCACGGUGUGCGUUACUUCGACCGUGAUGGGCGCACGUCCUGCGAAAGAUUCUGGUGGGCAGUGGCCUUUCUGCUCUCGAUGGCCGGGUGCGGCAUCAUGAUUUACAAGACGUACGUGAAAUGGAACCAGGCCCCAAUCAUUGUUACCUUUUCCGAGAAAACCACACCCGUGUGGGAUAUGCAGUUUCCCGCCAUCACUAUCUGUCCCGAGACGAAGGUACCGGCGGCGAAGCUUAACUUUACCGGUGAACUGAACGGGCUGCUUGAAUCGUUCCAUUCGUACGCCACCAACAGCACACCGGAUGAUGAUGUAAUCGAACAACUGAAAGCUAUAUCGCAACUGUGUAAUAUGAUAUUUCAUUCGGGCAAUCGUUGGCUCCGGCGCGUGAACGCCACCGAAGAUAAUGUGGUUGAUGUGAUGAAGAACAUGUCCCUCGACCGAGAUGAUACUCUGGCGGUGUGUAUUUAUGGCAAUCAGUACACCCGGUGUGAACCGCAUCUGAGGGAAACGAUCACGGAAGAGGGUAUCUGCUACACCUUCAACAUGUUGCCUGAGGAUGAAAUUUUUCGCAAAACUGCCCUACACACCGAGUACAACUACACCGAGAAGUGGACCGAUUAUUGGGGAUACUUUGAGCAGCUGACGACGUAUCCCCUGUACGCGGUAGGAGCGGGACUUCACGCUGGGCUAACAAUCUAUCUCAAGCAUUCGCAGGAGGACACCGACUAUCUCUGCACAGUAUGUAUCCUUCCAAUGUCCAGGUGUCGUAUGUGUUAUCCUCUUUCUGGGCUUCUCCUGCAGGGCUUCUCCCAAGGCUACAAGCUGAUGAUACACGACCCGGACGAAUAUCCGCAGGUCUCGCUCCGUAACGUACGCCUCCCAUUCAACCACGAAAUCUCGAUCGCGCUCAAACCCCAAAUGAUCACCACGGCCCAAUCGGCGGCCGACUACAGCUGGCAAAAGCGGCAGUGUUUCUUCAACCACGAGCGUCAUCUGCGCUUCUUCCAGAUUUACAACCAGCAAAACUGUGAGCUAGAAUGUUUGGCAAACCUGACGCUGGAAUUGUGCGGAUGCGUACGCUUUUCUAUGCCACGAGCGAACGGUACGAAGGUGUGUAAACUGUCGCAAUGGGAGUGUAUGUUUCGAGCGCAACGGCUACUUGGACCAUCGCACACUCUGGAAGAGGAGGAACCGUGGCAUGACAAUCUGGUUGAACUGGUGGAGGGAUGUAACUGUUUGCCGGGUUGCAGUUCGGUACAUUACGAUGUGGAAAUAACGCAGACAUCACUCGAUAUCGAGAACUUUUUGAGGGCAAACAACGAGCUAAAGAGUUACAAAAUGGACAAAUACUACAUAACGACGCUUGCGAUCUACUUCAAGGAAUCGUACUUCAUCACCUCGAAACGAUCGGAGCUGUACGGAUGGGUUGACUUUCUCGCCAACUGUGGCGGAUUGUUCGGACUGUUUAUGGGCGUGAGCAUACUGAGCUUGUUGGAGAUCUUUUACUUUCUCACAAUCAGACCAUUUUCGGUCCGGAGGAAGAUACGGAUAGCGGAGCAGCGUCUGCCGAACGAGGUCCACAAUUCUUUGCUUGCCGUUGUUACCAAGGUUGAAUGAAGACGUUUAGUUAUUGUAUAAUUCGAAGUCCCAUUACAAUGAAUUCAUGUCAUCAGGCAAGUGAAUAACGCUUUAAAAGUUAAAAUAUCAUCAAUCUUUAGCUAAGGUCUUUUUUAAUUUAGUCAUGUACAACACCAGCUCUGUACAAAAAGGAAGAAUAGUAUUUGAAUUAUGGCUAACCUACUUUUAAGCUAGUAAUCUUCAACUACAAGAGACCCUCUGAACUACUUCGUCUAACAAUUUGAGCCUUUUGAAUAUCUCUGUCUUUAUCAUCGGCAUACAGCUUUAUACUAGUGCUUUACAGUGGUUCCUUCUCUUGAGUCUUGAGCAUCUUCCCUUCCAAGAACUUUUAAGGGGACAACUUGUCGGCUUGGGAGUUUAUGUCAUGCGUUUAUGUCUAAAAAUGAUGCCUCAGCAUUUCCUCCAGGGUUGUACAACAGAAAAGUCGAUAGGUUUUUUCGUUAAUGAGGAC